Molecule: messenger RNA, 2497 nt
Organism: Colletotrichum destructivum
Lineage: Eukaryota; Fungi; Ascomycota; Sordariomycetes; Glomerellales; Glomerellaceae
Product: Putative glycoside hydrolase, family 76, six-hairpin glycosidase superfamily
Exons: 4
Coding region: 632-2038 (468 amino acids)
Biological process (GO): carbohydrate catabolic process; fungal-type cell wall biogenesis
Molecular function (GO): mannan endo-1,6-alpha-mannosidase activity
Source: RefSeq, a predicted model, not a curated record
CCUUGCCCCCUUUUUUCCCUGGAGUUUCUGGCUUUUCCCUCGUGUACGUAUUAUUUCGUACCCAAAACCGUUUGUUGGCCUGACCGGUGACCUGUUGCCCAUCCCCCAGCUCAUCCACACACCCACACACACGCUCACACUUUCACUUCACUUUCACUUUCACCCUCACACCACCAAAACUAAGCCUCCAAACUGUCACUAUUACUUUCACUUCUCACUUCACUACCCCCAAAACUCUUCCCGUCCCAGGAAAACAACAAACAAAAACAACACCCGCCGACGACUGACACGAACCUUAACCUGCUCGACCGCCACCUUUGCGGCAGCACCGUGUUAUUCACCACCUGUCACCAUUUCUAGCAGCGCCGGUCAUGAACACUCGUUUCUCGUAAAACACGCACCCUUUAAACCCCCCCUCCGCCUUUACAACAUUUUCGACCUUCUUUUCGCCCUUCCUCGACGCACUCACACUCGCUUGAACCGCCUACCGAGCCCCGACCGGUAACCCGACCGAUCGAUCCCCGGUUUCUCAUGUCGCUCCUAGAUUAGAUCUUGUUCCUCACAUCGCCCCCGACUGGACUCUUACACACGUUCCGUCCGUUUCUUCCCCCCCGACCGGCGCCUUAUCGCCAUGGUCACAACACUCGCUUCAGCCGCUUCGGCGGCACUGCUGCUGGCAGGAAGCCUCCCGGCCGUCAGCGCGCAGUAUUAUAAAAUCGACUCGACUGAAAGCAUCAAGGCGUCAGCCAAAACACUCGCAUACGACCUGAUGACACAGUACAAGGGCAACCAGUCGGGCGAGAUUCCCGGUAUCCUGCCCGGCCCGCCCACCGAGCACAAGGGCGACUAUUACUGGUGGGAGGGAGGCGCCAUGAUGGGCACUUACAUCGACUACUGGAAACUGACGGGCGACUCGACCUACAACGACCUCAUCAUGGAGGGCAUGCUGCACCAGACCGGCCCGAAUGCCGACUACAUGCCCCCUAACCACACAGCCUCUCUCGGAAACGACGACCAGGGCUUCUGGGGUAUGUCCGCCAUGCUCGCCGCCGAGAACAAGUUUCCGAACCCGCCGGAAAAUAAGCCUCAGUGGCUCGCCCUCGCCCAGGCCGUCUGGACUACCCAAGCGAGCCCCGAUCGCCAUGACGAGACCUGUAACGGAGGCCUGAGAUGGCAGGUGCCGUUCUCCAACGCAGGAUACAACUACAAGAACACCAUCGCUAAUGGAUGCUUCUUCAACAUUGGCGCUCGCCUCGCCAGAUACACCAACAACGACACGUACGCCCAGCACGCCGAGAAGACCUGGGACUGGCUCUGGGGCGUCAACUACAUCGACCACGAGAACUGGAAUGUCUACGACGGCGGCCACGUCGAACACAACUGCACCGACGUCAAUAAGCAGCAGUUUUCCUACAACGCCGCCAUCCUGACCCAGGGCGCCGCCUUCAUGUACAACUACACCAACGGAUCCGACGUCUGGAAGGGUCGCAUCGAGAAGCUCACCGAAUCCCUCUUCCUGAACUUCUUCCCCAACAACACGGGCUACGAGCUUGCCUGCGAAGGUCGCAAGGGCCAGUGCACCGCCGACAUGCUGUCUUUCAAGGGCUACGUCCACCGCUGGCUCUCUGUCGUCACCCAGAUCGCCCCCUUUAUGAAGGACAAGAUCUUACCCGUGCUCCGCGAUUCGACCCAGUCCGCCAUCAACCAGUGCACGGGCGGCGCCACGGGUCGCGUCUGCGGCUUCUACUGGAACGACAAGGUGUUUGUGGACCCGGCCGUCGACAAGACCUCGGGCGCCGGCGAGCAGAUGAACGUGCUGGCCGCCGUCUCAAGCCUGCUGAUCGAGAGCGUCGAGCCGCCCGCGACCAACAACACGGGUGGUAUCUCCAAGGGCGAUCCGGACGCCGGAAGCAAGAGCAAAGACAACAUUGAGCCGGAGCCUAUCUCGACAGCCGACCGCGCCGGUGCGGGUAUCUUGACGGCCAUCGUGCUGGCCGGCGGUCUGGGAACGUGGGGCUGGAUGAGCUUCGGCGAUUAACAGGAGUCGGGAGAAGGAGAUGCUGCACAUACACUGACGCACGCGUAAAGGAACAGAGUGUGCAUGUGUCGGUCUAAUGAGAUGUUUGAUUUGUUGUACGGGCUACAUACCUGGAUGCGCAUGGCACGGCGUUCUGGGUAAACACUACGAAGGGGGGUAAUUUUCCUACCUACUACACUACUACCGUUACUACACGGGUUUCUUUUUUCCCCUUCUGUUCUUUUGAAUUCCUAUCUGCGUCCUCCUUCCCUUGAGUCAGGUGUGUCAGCUUCUCCCCGUCAUGAUCUUUACUGGUCCAGGUGAGGUUGAGGGGUGACUGGCUGGCUUGUGGAGGAGGCGCAUAUCACGCACAUGUACUGCGAUAGAUCCAUCCGGUUCUGCAUGAUGUGGACCUGGAUAGGUAGUCCAACUGUUGUCCACAAAUAAGUAAAUAUGGUAUAAAAAAAUCCAGAACCUCGG